AUGGUUAGGGAAGACAGAAAUGCAUGGAAGGCUAAAUACUUUGCCAGAAUUGUUCAACUUUUCGAAGAAUACCCAAAACUUCUUAUUGUAGGAGUUGACAAUGUCGGUUCCAAACAAAUGCAAGAAAUCCGUAUUGCUAUGAGAGGUCACGCUGAAAUUCUUAUGGGAAAAAAUACUAUGAUCCGUAAGGCUAUGAGACCAGUUAUUCAAUCAAAACCAGAACUCGAAAGACUUCUUCCACUUAUUGUUGGAAACGUUGGAUUCGUCUUUACUCAUGAAGAUCUUGGAGAGACUAGAAAAAAACUUUUGGAAAACAAGAGAGGUGCUCCAGCUAAAGCUGGUGCUAUUGCUCCAUGUGAUGUCAAAUUGCCACCACAAAACACUGGUAUGGGACCAGAAAAGACUUCCUUUUUCCAAGCUCUUCAAAUCCCAACAAAAAUUUCUCGUGGUACAAUUGAAAUCUUAAAUGAGGUUCAUCUUAUUUCAACUGGAGAUAAAGUCGGAGCUUCUGAAGCUGCUCUCCUUAACAUGUUAAACAUUACUCCAUUCUCAUAUGGUUUAGAAGUUUUACAUGUUUAUGACAACGGAACUAUCUAUUCACCAUCUGUCUUGGAUAUGACUGAUGAAGAUCUCCGUGAAAAAUUCAUGGAAGGAGUUACCAGAAUUGCUUCUCUUUCUCUUGGACUUGGAUAUCCAACUCGUGCCUCUGCACCACACUCAAUUGUCAAUGGAUUCAAAAACUUGUUAUCUAUUGCUGCAGUUACAGAUGUUACCUUUAAACAAGCUGAGACUCUUAAAGAAUAUCUUGCUGAUCCAUCUAAAUUUGCUUCUGCUGCUCCAGCCGCUUCAAGCGCUCCAGCUGCCGCUGCUGCCCCAGCAAAGAAAGAAGAAGUUAAGGAAGAAUCUGAAGAUGAAGAUAUGGGAUUCGGUCUUUUCGAUUAA
Molecule: messenger RNA, 942 nt
Organism: Strongyloides ratti
Lineage: Eukaryota; Metazoa; Nematoda; Chromadorea; Rhabditida; Strongyloididae
Product: 60S acidic ribosomal protein P0
Exons: 2
Coding region: 1-942 (313 amino acids)
Biological process (GO): ribosomal large subunit assembly; cytoplasmic translation; ribosome biogenesis
Cellular component (GO): cytosolic large ribosomal subunit
Molecular function (GO): large ribosomal subunit rRNA binding; structural constituent of ribosome
Source: RefSeq, a predicted model, not a curated record